GCUACCUUAGUUACUUUGUAGGAACAAGUACCUUAAGCUAGUACUGGUAACUGGUCCGGGAGGGGAAAACAAAGAGGGUAUCCAAGCUCCAACUCAUACUGGGUUUUGCUUUCUCUUUCACUUUCAUGGUCUUACUCUUUCCCUUCUCUUUCCCAUCAUCCUUUCCGUCUGUUCCUCUUCUCUUCGCUUUUCCUCUCCAAUUCCUUUUCUUCCCCCACCCCGUUUGGUCCUCUUCUUCGUUUCUUUCGUUUCUUUCCUGUUUCUGCCACCCCUCCCUUGGGUGCCAAUUAUUUCACCCUUUCGAGGCCCAUCCGACCCGUUCUUUUUUUUUUUUGGGGUUGGUUCACUUCCCGCCGGCUCUUCAUCUCCCCUCGCGCCGCCCCCCUGUCCGCUCUCCGGAUCACAGAGGGUCGAACCUCCUCCACCACCCCUCUUGCCUCUUCUUCAAUUCUUUUCCUUCAAGUCGAUCAUGCUUCUCGUCGCAGCCUACACUCUGCCUUGUCAAUUCAUCCAGCAGUGUUGAGCCGGUGAAGCGCUGUGGAAAGAGAAAUUUCGCGCCAAUCUCGACUCAAAAAGGACCCAGAAGUGGGCUCGUGGUGGUUGAAAUCGCGUCUUCCGAGGCUGCCUCUCCGCCCGCGUUUUUGUUCGGUCUCGUCUCCGGAGUUCUCACAUUCCACCCCAACCGUAUUACCCAACUGGGUAGUAGAUAGCUGUGGAGAGAGGUGAAGUACGAGAGGCGACUCUGCAGUGCAGAUAUUUCCUACUCGUCUGGUUUCGUGGGAAAGAAAGCAAAGGGGAAAAAAAAAACCUAUAAAAAUUUGAUGAAAAAAGAAUACAUUGGGAGACCAUCAAGUGAUCGGUCAUCUCUACGCGCGUGCUUCGUUGUCGCUUCUCCCCGCUAACCCGUUAGCUUGUUGACCUGGCGUCCUCGAUAUACCAACGACCACUGUGUUUAUUAUUGCCCUGUACCCUUUCCGAAUUGUCCGUUGAUUCUUAGGUGCCCGACCGAACGGACCAGCAACUAGCACUCAAGUCUAGCGGAUAGGGGAAAAAAAAAGUGGAAAAAAAUUCUUC
Messenger RNA from Aspergillus alliaceus, 1074 nucleotides. RefSeq lists its product as uncharacterized. The record is from RefSeq and is a predicted model, not a curated record. Bases 126 to 710 code for a protein of 194 amino acids. The transcript is spliced from 2 exons. NCBI's taxonomy places the organism in Eukaryota, Fungi, Ascomycota, Eurotiomycetes, Eurotiales, Aspergillaceae.